CCUGCAUUGUCGUUAGUUUAUUUCCGGAAACAGGCCCUUAGGAAGGUGGGAUUUAAGGUUGGGAGCCUCCAGCGGCAGCUGUCAAUUGGUCAGAGAAGAAGAUUGAAGAAUUCAUUGACUAAUGGAAAGUAUUGGCUGCUGAAAGGGCCCAGCCACCCACAAGGUGGGGAGAAGGAAAGUGGCAGUGCUGCCGUAGCUACUGGACAGCGCUCGGGCCGGAGGGCUAUCCGUACUCGGAGCUUACCUUUGACCUUUCCCGCCCGCCUCCGGACCCUAGCCUCCUCGGGACUUUUUCGAGCUAGAUAGCCAGACUCCAGACCAAACCAUGUUUCCGGUGAAGGUGAAAGUGGAAAAAUCAGAGUUGGAGAUGGCUAAAGCACGGAACCAACUGGAUGCUGUUCUGCAGUGUCUUUUGGAGAAGAGUCACAUGGACAGGUUGGGACCUGGUCCAUCCUGGGGUCAUAGGGCUGGUAGCUUUGGCAGGGAGCGUCUGGAUGAAGAAGCGGGGAAAACCCCUUCCGAUACCCACAACAAACUUAACCACUGCACAUGUACAAAGACCUUGGCAAAAGCAACCGGGUCCCCUCAUGUUUGGCACCUAAAGCCCCAAGGGGAUUGCUCCAUUGCAGCCACGGGCAAAAGGCCAUCUGCCCGCUUCCCCCACCAGCGGAGGAAGAAGAGGAGGGAGAUGGAUGAUGGGCUGGCUGAGGGAGGGCCUCAGCGAUCCAACACAUAUGUGAUCAAACUGUUUGAUCGGAGCGUGGACUUGGCCCAAUUCAGCGAGAACACACCACUGUAUCCAAUCUGCCGAGCUUGGAUGCGCAACAGCCCCUCAGUGCGCGAGCACGAACGCUCACCCAGCUCACCACUACCCCCACUGCCUGAGGACGAGGAGGGUUCUGAGGUCACCAACAAUAAGAGUCGAGAUGUGUACAAGCUGCCUCCACCUACAGCCCCUGGGCCACCUGGAGAUGCCUGCAGAUCACGCAUUCCAUCCCCACUGCAACCUGAAACCCAGGGCACCCCUGAUGAUGAGCCAUCAGAGCCUGAACCUUCACCCUCCAUACUCAUCUAUCGCAACAUGCAGCGCUGGAAACGCAUUCGCCAGAGGUGGAAGGAGGCAUCUCAUCGGAACCAACUUCGGUACUCAGAGAGCAUGAAGAUUCUCCGAGAAAUGUACGAUCGACAGUGAUGUUCCCAGCCCCUCCAUCCCAAUAAACAUCAUCCAACCCCA
Cavia porcellus (domestic guinea pig) is the source of this 1234-nucleotide messenger RNA. It is a transcript of the gene Lin37, whose product is annotated as lin-37 DREAM MuvB core complex component. Lineage: Eukaryota; Metazoa; Chordata; Mammalia; Rodentia; Caviidae. Gene Ontology annotation, biological process: negative regulation of transcription by RNA polymerase II. Gene Ontology annotation, cellular component: Myb complex; transcription repressor complex. The transcript has 10 exons. The record is from RefSeq and is a predicted model, not a curated record. Bases 326 to 1192 code for a protein of 288 amino acids.